Molecule: messenger RNA, 5162 nt
Organism: Cheilinus undulatus (humphead wrasse)
Lineage: Eukaryota; Metazoa; Chordata; Actinopteri; Labriformes; Labridae
Product: TBC1 domain family member 10A-like
Exons: 9
Coding region: 421-1839 (472 amino acids)
Source: RefSeq, a predicted model, not a curated record
CGUAGCCACCAGCUAACCUACAUUCCUGCUGACAGCAGAGAAUCUGCUUUAAUAGGUGUGUGUCAGCUGACAGUUGUAUGAUGCUAGCAUGUUAGCUUCAGUUUGAACCAGAUACAGCGCUGAUUAACCGCUGUAGCUGCCUUUGCGCUUUUGUAGUCUGACCCUUUGGUGCUUGCGUAUUUUGCUGACAUUAUGUGAAAAGGGCGAACGAGUGUAUCGUUUAGAAACGACCUCGGGCUAAGUGUGUUUUAUAGCACCAACGAGCUAACAGCUAGGAAGCCAAUCCUCCUAGCAACAGUGGCUAACUGUAACAGUUGGCUAGCUCUCACGCGCGCGUCUUCAUGGAGAGCUUUAACGUGCUUUCGGGAAUAAAUGUAAGGGUAAGCCUGUAGACUUUAUGUUGAGGUAAAUGUUGACUAAAUGGCAAAAACCGAGCAGGGAAAUGGACUUGAAAUGCGGGGUAGCACCGAGAAGCUGACAGAUAAUGGGACUGCCAGCUUUCAUGGGUCCGACCCAGAGGUAAACGGUAAUGGCAUCACCGAGGAGAUUGUGGUGGACAAGUACGGCUUCACAGGAGGAGCCCAGCAGUCCUCCAGAGCCACUGCGGAAGAAGUCCCACAUGAGGUGCUGAGGCAUCGAGAGUCAAAAUGGUUGGAGAUGCUCAACAGCUGGGACAAGUGGAUGGCCAAAAAACACAAGAAGGUUAAAGAGCGCUGUCAGAAGGGAAUCCCUCCCUCUCUGCGUGGCCGGGCCUGGCUCUACCUCACAGGAGGAAAAGUAAGAAGGGAACAAAAUCAGGGCAAAUUCCAGGCACUGGAUGAUCAGCCUGGGGAUCCUAAAUGGGUUGAUAUCAUAGAACGGGACCUUCAUCGACAGUUUCCUUUUCAUGAAAUGUUUGCAGCCAGAGGAGGUCAUGGGCAGCAGGAUCUUCUGCGCGUGCUGAAGGCGUAUACUCUUCAUCGUCCUGAGGAGGGUUACUGUCAGGCUCAAGCUCCCAUUGCUGCUUUACUUCUGAUGCAUAUGCCUGCAGAGGAUGCAUUCUGGGUCCUAGUGCAGAUCUGUGAGAAAUACCUGCCGGGAUAUUACAGUACAGGCCUGGAGGCGAUCCAGCUGGAUGGGGAGAUCCUCAACGCUCUGCUGCGUCGGGUGUCUCCAGUGGCCCACCGUCACCUGAAGAAGCACAAGUUGGAGCCCAUCCUGUACAUGACUGAGUGGUUCAUGUGUGCCUUCUCUCGGACACUGCCAUGGGCCUCGGUGCUGCGUGUGUGGGACAUGUUCCUCUGUGAGGGAGUCAAAAUUCUCUUCAAAGUCGGCCUCGUUCUCCUGAAAUGCAUGUUGGGAUCUCAAGAAAAGCUAAAAACCUGUCAAGGUCUUUAUGAAACAAUGGAGCUGCUCCGAGCCAUACAGCCGCAGUACAUGCAGGAGAGCUUCCUGGUGCGCGAGGUUAUUGAGUUAGACGUGUCAGAGAGAGACAUUGAGAAGGAGCACCACGCUCAGCUGAAGCGCUGGAAGGAGUCUCGUGGAGAACUCCACUGCAAGUCUCCUCCCAGGAUGCAUGGUGCGAAGGCCAUCAUGGCUGCAGAGCCGCCCAGUAGACAGGACCUGAGGCAGAGGCCCACCAUCAUCGUGGAGUCUCCUCUGGCAUCUGAAACAGACAGGGGGAGAGUAGAGGACUCCAAGGAGAACAGAAAGACUAAAGAGGAGACAGAGAAGAAAACAUCACAGGAGAUUGUUAAUCCUUACCUUCCUCCUGCUGACCCCUCACCUCUCCUCAAUCACGUGAGCAUACAAGGGUCCAAAGAGAGUCUGAGCAGUGCAGAGCAUGACACUUACCUGUAACAGGGUGAGUGUGACAAGUUUACACACAGUCAUUCCUUAGAGACUUAAUAAAAGUUCAUGCUCAUGUGACUGUUGUAGUCUAGACUGUGACAAAUUUAGUAACAAAGCUAUUUUUAUAAUCACAACACCCUUGGAAAAGUGUUGGAAAUGAUUCUGCAUUCUUAAAAAAUGGGCAAAAAUGCCUUUUCUUAGACUACUAAGCAGUCGCUUUAACUUUUAAGUGUCUUUUUUCACAGGCUGUUGUUUUUAACAGCUCUUUAAAGAAGAAGUGAAGACAUGGAAAUUUAUCCUGAAAUAUUUGUUUAUUUUUUAAAAUUAAAUGAAUUAAAUAAAUGUCUUACUACCAGAAAGAAAGAAUAGGUGGCAACAAUGUGCCCUUUGCACAUCCAUGAGAUUUUAGCCUUUGAGAGAGGGGAGCAGUUUACUAAGACUGAAUAUGUGGGGAUAUACUGUAGGUUGUUAAUAGAUGAGGUGACGUCACAGUGAAUACCUUCAGAUGGGGCACAGGAAGUGAUUUCUGCUUAGAGAAGUGCUGUCAAAAUGCUGUUAACGGCAAUGCUAACUUUUUAAAGCAGGAAAAAAAAACAGUCUUAAAACCCCCGUUCUAAACUCUGGUUUGGUUCAGUACAGUUUGUCAUGGUUUGCCACAGUAAAUUCUCGAUCUUGCUUGUGUUUCCACAGCCAAGGUCCAUCCAUCCUCAUUCAUUGCGACAGGAAAUCCAUCUUUUUAAAGAGAUCUGGAUCAUAUGGCUCAGCUCAGUAAGAAGAGCUGAUCUUUUAGCCACUUAAUGGCUCUUCAUUUGUUAACAGUUUGACCUUUCAGUGUGGUUUAAAUAAUAUCAAAAUGGGAAAAAGGAGACUGGCUGUCAAACAGGAGCCAGCUCCUGUCAUUCACAUAAUAGAGCUGUGAACAGCACAUCAUUACUCGGUCUCUUAUGCCGAUGUUUGAAAUAAGAAUUUAGCCAAUGGCCAAUAUCAUUGUUUUUUUUUUUUCAUUACAUUUGGUGUAAAAAUCCCACAAUGCCAACAUUUUCUGUCAUGUUUGGCCAUGAAAACAGAUCAGAGUUUGUCCAUCAGGUCACAUCUUAGUAAUAAAUCUCUUGUCUGAAUCAGCUGUUAGGUGUUCUCAACAACACCAUUAAUUUAAAACACAUCAGAUAAACUUCCGCAUCUGUUAUCUGUCCAUGGCACAUUAUUUGACAAUGGCAGAUGUUUGUCAAAAGUGCCAAUAUUGGCCAAUACUGAGGCUUAUGUGCAUCCCUAGUUUCCACUAAAACCAUUUUAUGAUAAAACAAGGGUGAAAAGCUGUUAAAAGAGCACAGUUAGCUUCGAAGACUCCUCUAUACUCUUGUCCCUCUUGAUCUGACUAGAGAUGUAGUAGGAGGUUUGCAAGACUGAGUAAUAUGUGAUAUUUACCACCUCCACCACUAAAUCACUCUUUGUAAAGUGUAGGGAUUGUACCCAAUGAAUGCUGACAUUUUCUGACUUUAACUGUAAUGUGGAGGUCCAUUUAGAGCUUUAAUGGACUCGCUUUCUUCCAUUCGCACUUAUUCCUAACCAGUGUUCUUCACUUUCUGCCCCUAUCUGAUAUUAACAUGACAUUAUGAUCACAUAACUGCAAACAACCUAUAUGCUUUAUUUUGAUAUGUUUGAGUUAUUUACUCUCAACAGCAGCUGCUGCUGUUUACCACAUAAAAUCAGAGCUCUGUCUUUUGUCUCUUUAAAAAUGAAGUCAGUUUCAUCUGAAGUCUUUUUAAGAGCUCUUUGCCUCCCCAGCCCUCCUUUACACCAGCAUUAGUCAGUAGUUGCCAACAGAGAGAUUAGUAUUUAUCUUGCUUUAACAGAUGUACUCACAGUAAUUUGCAGGGAUAAACAGUGCAUCUCUCCAGGACAAUGUUUUACAUUUAUGCUGAACUCAUGAGCUUGUCUUUGCUCUUAUUGAACACUGGGGGGCGUCGCCACAUCAUCUCUUAGCCUGACCAAAGUGCAGCAGCGUGAUCUGUCCCCCUGCUCUGAGGCUCUCACAUGAAGGAAGGAGUGUGUUGGGAAUAUUUGUGCAACUUAGCCAAAGAUUUGUUAAAUGUAUUUGUUGUCAAAUAAGCUUUGAAUCCUGUUGUGAUAAUGUAUUUACUGUUGUCAGUUUGGGAGAGUAUCAUGGGGUUUUUAAUUUAUGUUGUGAAUGAGUCAUAGUGAAAGUCAUUCAAAUACAAAGAUUUAAUUUUAAAAGGCGCAGGGGCACUGCUGCUUUAUGAUAAUUAAAAAAACAUUAAUGGGAGAUAUUGCACUUCUAAAUAACUCUAACUCAGUAAAUAAAUACCUUUUUAGUUUGAUUCUUACAUCCUAAAGAAGGAGAUGCACAGAAAAGUGCUGAAGUAUGAUGAUUGUGUUAUGUGUUAACCAGGCUGCUUCUAAUAAGCUUUUAAAAACUUGAAUUACUGGCUUAAAAUGAAAAAUGUGUAAUUUGAAAUGUUCUUUCCUGAUUGUUUUUGCACUUAAGCGGAAUGCUUUAGUUUAGGUGCCAGACUAAAGUUUUAAAAAGGAUUUUAGCUGCAAAAAGUAUUUAAAGUCUAGGGAGUAAUCAACCUUGGUUAAUGACCAACUUUAUGCGUAAUUGUUGUUAUAUCUCAGGUGAUUUUUUAAUAAGGAAUUACUCUCUGAAACCCCAAGAUUCAACACUCCACACAGACUGGACUUUAUCAACAGUGAAAUGGUUUAUCUGAGAAAUUAUUUUCAUCGUGAUAAAUAUCAUUGGAUGUUUUUUUUCUAUGACUCCAGUUUAUUUGAAGUAUGUGCGCCAGUUUUGUCGUCUGUCUGUCAGAGGAGCACUGCCUAACAGCUAUUGUAAAAACUGUUCUAAUCUGUAGCAAGAACACAAAUCCUGUUUUUUAUGUGCUGUUCAUCAGUUGAUUUUCUAAGUUUUCUACUUUGCAUACUGUCAUGUAGAUGGCGCUGUCGAGUUUCAUCAGGGAUUCAUAUCAGUACUGAUUCAGUCUGAAGAAAUUAGCCUGUGCAAGAUGUUCUUGCCAGCUUAAAAAUAUGUCUAUACGGUUAGAUGGAAAUUCCAGUUUUAAAACAAACAAGAAUCAAGAACACUCCAUGAGGAGAGUGAGAUAUUCAUCUUUAAUAAUCUUUGAAAAUUUUAUAAGAGAACAUUGAUUUAGCCCAGGGCUAAAGUGUGCAUCUUACUUAUCUGUUUCCACCUGUGUAUUUAAUCUUUAUUUCUGAUCUUUUCACCUGUUUGAUUCGAACUUGCCAUAUCUACAAACUGUUUUAUACCAAAGUACAUUGAAAUCAAUAAAAUGUGAAACUCUUGGCUUUCACAG